This is a messenger RNA of Bursaphelenchus xylophilus (pine wood nematode), 1529 nucleotides long. NCBI's taxonomy places the organism in Eukaryota, Metazoa, Nematoda, Chromadorea, Rhabditida, Aphelenchoididae. The record is from the annotation of a GenBank genome assembly.
AUGUUAGCUGAAAAAGGGCUUAUUAGAGAGCACUUUGUAGCGGCCAUUGAUGCGUUGAGAAAUCGUUUUCAACACGAGAAUACAGAGUAAGGAAAGGGCUUAAAAAAUAAAAGAAAUUGCGCCUGGAAACCUUCAAAUUGUUGCCUUUCUACGCGCGAAAAUAUGGUGAUUUUUGUCACAUUUUCACUUUGUCAUAAAGAGUUUUACAAAGCGUCGCAAUUUUACAAUGACUCAAAUUUUAAUUUGCCUCAAAACGGGCAAAAUCUCGCCCUUUUAAAAGUCCCCGCAUAGCCUCAACGGUGUUUUCAGAUCUCUCCCAUCGCUGGUCUGCGAAAGAGCUGUGUCGCUGAAGUAUAGUUAUGGCCAUUUCCCAAAAUUUGUCAUCGAUCUUGAUCCCCAAUUUCACUUCAAAAAGACGGACUCGGAAGAGGUUGUAAAACAAUUGGAAAUCCAGUUCAGCAUUAAGGAAGAGGUAAAGCAAAGUGCUGCAAUUUAACUGUGAAUAACUUAAUUUCAGCCCAACCAAACCUACUUCAAACUAAACGUAAGGCAAAUUGUCUAUGGAUAAAAUUAGUUUUAGUGCCUGAAUGGGGAGUUUGGAGCUGACUGGAACAAAAUCAAUGUGUUGAUCCACUCGACACAUUGGUUGCAGUACAUUGAUAAACGAUGGACGGAGCCGGAAAGGUUUAAGCAGGUAGUCCAAUCGAUUGAAAACACAAAUUUUUUAGAAGAUCAGCUUCUUUGAUACAGCGUAUUACACAACCGGGAACUUCCUUUAUCUUGACUUCAAGAUCACCAUAACUAAAUUGGUAUGUCUGUUUUUAUGUUUUCAUUUUUUACAUGGCUUUUUCCAGACGGUCAGCCUAAUUCAGCCUCGUCUAAAUUUCCAAGAACUCUUUCUGAACCGAAGAUUCAGCGACUUUACUUUAAUCUGCAAAGGGAAUGAUGAAAGAGUCCACGAGAUUCCAGUCCAUCGUAUCUUGCUCUACCAAGCUUCUCCAUACUUUAAGGGAUUAUUUACCGCAAUGAGCAAUUAUAUAGAAAACGAAAAAGGAUAUGUGAUCCAAUCAGUUAAUUUUGCGGUAAGAAAAGUUUUGUAAUCAUAAAAACAAAUGAAUUGUAGUCAGUUUACGAGAUACUGUACUACAUUUACACCGGUGAACUUAGCGAUUCUGUUGAUGAUGCAAUCAGCGAGACUAUGGCUGCGGCUGAUUACUUCCUAAUGGACGAGCUGAAGAACGUGUUAUUGGAGAGAUGCAAACACUGCAUGAACGAGGGAAAUGUUCAGAACAUUCUGGAGACGGCCUUGAUGAAUAAGGUCGAGAUUUUGGCCAAAAACGCCUUUGGUUACAUAAAGAAAAUGCUGGAUAAAGAAAAACAGGUAACAGCAAGGCUCAAGUCUUCGUAUUUUACUCUCUAAAUUCUGGGUUUCCAUAAAAAGUAUAUACAUUUUUCAGGAAUUAAUUUUCGGCGAGAUCUGUGACAAACUUCCUUGCCAGUUCGCCAAACUAAUGGCUAGUAUGGAUUGA